Sitophilus oryzae (rice weevil) is the source of this 2023-nucleotide messenger RNA. Its product is annotated as zinc finger protein 311-like. Gene Ontology annotation, molecular function: DNA-binding transcription factor activity; RNA polymerase II cis-regulatory region sequence-specific DNA binding; zinc ion binding. Bases 221 to 1879 code for a protein of 552 amino acids. Gene Ontology annotation, biological process: regulation of transcription by RNA polymerase II. Lineage: Eukaryota; Metazoa; Arthropoda; Insecta; Coleoptera; Curculionidae. The transcript has 12 exons. The record is from RefSeq and is a predicted model, not a curated record. Gene Ontology annotation, cellular component: nucleus.
CUCUAUAGUAUUCUUGAGAAUAAACUAUAGACAAAGAGCAAGGACAAAGAGUAUAUUUUUAAUCGACUGUUUGCUAUAGAAAACCAUUUUCUGAGAUUUUUACUCAUUAGAACUACUAUAACGUUGGCCAUACUGACGGCUAGUAAACAAGUUUAACCUAACUUUAACUGAUGUUUUUUCUUUCCAAAUCAAUGAAAACAUUAUAAAUAACACGUCGAACAUGUCUGAAGGGGCAAAAAGCUUUGAAAACUUAUGCCGAACAUGUUUGGCACAGGUGCCUCAAGAUGCCUUAACGCAAAUCUUCGGAAACGAAGUUCUAGAAGAAAAAAUAAUUGACCUUACCAAUAUGGCAUUAGGGUUUCACUCCUUUCUCCCUACCAGUAUAUGCAAAACUUGUUUGAAAUAUCUGCUCAUUGCGACACAAUACAAACAACAAAUUCUGAGAGUCGAAUUGCGCUUGCAGAACAUUAUAAAAAUGACUGUUGAUAAUAAUGAUACGGAUUUCGAUUUUCCUUAUAUUACACCUGAGAAUCCAAUUGACGAAGAAAACUUGAACAUUGACCCUGAAUCUUGCAAUGUUAAAGUCGAACCUUCUGAGUCAGGAGAUGAACAUAAUGUAUUAGAGGCAGAGUUAGAAGAGGGUGAAGUUGUUGAGGAAAAUAACACUGAUGAUAACUGUGAUUCAUCUGAACCUAAAGAUCAACCUGAUAAUGACAUAGCUAAUAUUACUGAUGUUUUAAUUAAAACUGAAAACAUACCUAGUGUUGAGGAGGAUCCGAUUGCUGUAAAUGUAAACAAGACUAAAAAUUGGCCAGAACAAAAAUUGGACAGAUAUGUGGAAGGAGUAAACGAUCACGAGUAUACUAUCGUUGUGUUUAAUCCUGAAGUUGAAUGUGAGAUUUGUAAAAUAACUCUGAAAGAUAAAAAAACUUAUAUUGCUCAUGUCAAAGAGGUACAUCCAAAAGAAAAGCCCGUCAAAGAGCCACGUUAUAAGGAUAAACCCGCACUAAUUAGCUGCGAUUUGUGCGAUAAAAAGUUUAAAUAUAACUAUUCUUUGAAGCUUCAUUCGGUAGUACAUACUGGGGAAAAAUUGUACAAAUGUACAUACUGCGAUGAAAAAUUCAAAUCUACGCCAAUGCGAAUUGAACACGAGAAAAUUACUCAUACCGGGGGGAUCACACCUUACAAAUGCGAAAUCUGUCACAAGUUUUUCAACAAAAAAUACAACCUGACGCUCCAUAUAAGGACUCAUACUCGAGAGAAUCCCGUCGCAUGUCCGGAUUGUCCAAAAAGAUUUCGCAAUCGGAGUGCUUUGAGUGCUCACGUGCAGGUUAACCAUUCGGAAAAGAAGUACCAGUGUGAAAUGUGCGGGUACAAAGCUAGUACCAUGUACGUCCUGAAACGUCACAUUAAGAGGCAUGUUUUGGACAAGUCACUGCCAUGUGACGUGUGCAACAAGAUGUUCCAAACGGAAAAAGAUCUUCGCUAUCACAGGAGGAGGCACACGGAACGGUUUGGCUGUUCGAUGUGCAACGUAAAAUUCAGGACAAGGUUGUAUUUGAAGAAGCACAUUGAGGAAUCCCACGAAGGACAGUCUCCGUUCGACUGUAGCAUCUGCAAGCAAAGGUUUGAAUCUGCAAAAGAUUUGAGAUUUCACAGAUUCACUCAGCACCCAAAAAAAUUCAAAUGCGAUCUUUGCAAUCGAAGUUUCCGUAAUAAGGUCAGUCUGGUGAAACAUAGCAAAGUACACGAUGCAGACUUGCCGCAUGAAUGUAAAAAAUGUGGAUCUAAGUUUCAAUAUAAAAUUGGACUAACAAAGCAUAAAAAGGAAGGUUGCAAUGGACGUGUUUCUGAUGAAUCUGAUGACUCAGAACAGUAGGAUUAUUGUAUUUUAGCUAAAAUGGAAGGUUGCAAUGUUGCACAUAUUUUAGAUUUGAUUUUUUAUCUGAUUUAGAAAAGUUAUUUCGUUAAUUUUAUUUAUUAGUUUGUAAAUUUAGAGUUAUUUUAAUAAAUUGGUGUUCAA